CAGCCCGGCCCUGCCCCGCCCCGUCCCGUCCCGCCGCUGGGCACGGCCGGGGCCUGGAGCGCCGGGCAAGGCCCUAGCUGGACCCCUCGGAAGAUUUUAAUGAACGCUGUGCCCAGUGUUCGGAAGUGAACUGGGGUCUCACUGAUGGAGGCAGAUUUUAUUGCAGAUCUUGCCACAAUCUUACUGAGAGAACUAGAGAAGUUGUAAACACUGACUUUAUUACUAACACAAGAGUCCAGACAAUCUCCAAAGGCUCAAAAAAGCAGGAAAAAACUGAUGGAGGCUGUGAAUGGUAUGUUUGUGAAGGCUUUCAGCUCAUACUCAAGAAACAAGCUGAAGCUUUAGAAGCGUUAGGAGUAUGUCCACAAAUGAAGGAUGAAGUUCUAUGUAAUUUUUGGAGGUGUUACCUUCAGAAGAGCAAACAGGCAUACUGCAUCCGACCAGCUGGGGAAACUGUCAAAGCUUUAUCAGUAUGUGAUAGCAGUACUGAUGUGGACAGUGACACAGAAAGAUCCAGCCUUCUUCACUUGCUGUCCCUCUCUGAAAGUGAGGGGGAUCUACAGACUGAUAACAGUUUUGCCUCAUCAACUAGCAAGGUCUCAGAAAACACCUCUGUGUGCUCUGGAUCUGUAGAUGGUAGCUUGUAUUUAAAGAAGAACCAAAAGGAUAAACUGAGGAUGACAAUGCCAAUGACCCUUUCAUUCUGUUACAUGGCAUUACUCUGGCUGAGAGAACCAAUGACAUUAUCUGAUCUCUUAAGGUUUGUUGUUGAAGGUCAUAUUCCAUAUUUGAAUGUUUUCCAGCAUUUUCCAGAGAAGAUGAAAUUGUGUGGACUUGAUCUUAAGAUCUUUUGUGUAGAGUCAUGGCCUGUAUAUGAAGAUGUAUACAACAAAAUGCUUGAGCUUGCAGUGUUUUUAGAACUGCCUCGUUUUCCAGAUAUAACAGACACCUGCUUUCUUCAUCCAGACAUGUUGUGCAUGAAGUACUUGAUGGAAGCUAAUUUACCUGAUGAAUUGCAUAACUGGACUUGUCGAGUGGUGAAAAAGAUUGGUAUUGGAGAUGUGGAUUUCCUGACUCUUGUGCCUGGAAAUAUGUCAACAAGAAAAGUGAAAUACGAUGUUCUUGCUGCAGCAGUUAUUGUAGUUGUGCUCAAAUUAUUGUUUUUAUUAGAUGAUAAGUAUGAAUGGUUACUUUCAGACUUUGCUGGAGAGAGAAAUAAAAAUAGCAAAGAAGGUGGCCCAUAUUUUGAGUUCAAAAAGUGGUACAAGGUGAUAAAAUGUUCCUUGGAUGAGAAGCAAAAGAAAUUAGAUGAAGAAAGAGCCAAGUAUUUGUGGAGAUGUGAAAAGCCACUGUUUUAUUCAGCCAAGAUGAAAUCUAAAGUUCUGAAGAGAAGACAAAUGGUUGUGAACUUACAAAAUCAGUUUGGCAAGCUGUCUGGUUCCGUGCGACCUCCUGAAAAGCCAAAUCCUUCAAGUUUUCAGUUAAGUUGGUCAGAAGAAAACACAGAUGGGAGUUGUUUUCACGGGCAUAGCCUGAAGGGAAUUUUGCAAGAAAAAUGUGGUUUACUUAAGCCCAUGAACCCUGACUAUUGGCUGUGUACAGUUAAACUAUGCACUGAGAAAUCAUGUGGUCAUCUGGCUCAUUACUCCAGAGAAGAGAACUUUCCCCAGAGUUAUCAUUUUGUACUAAGGUUAUUCUCCUUUCUUCUGAGAAUACAGCCUUCUUAUAUCCAUGAUGAGGUCUGUGUGAUAGAACACAAACUUUUUAAUAAAAAACUCUAUAAAAAGCCAAAAUACAGCAGAGGCCUAAGGAAAUAAAAAGGCCUAAAAAUAACAUUAUUAAAACUAUGUAAAUUAGUUGGUUUGAUCCCAAACCAUGAUAUUACACCUAAGGUGGACCUGAUCCUUUUGCCUGCCUGCAGAUUUUUUGUUAAGAUUGCAUCGCUGAGACCUACUACUGUACUUUAGUUGUAGUGUCAUUUUAUCUGUAACUGAAGUCACUGGUUUCCAGCUGGGAAAGUUACCAAGGAAACAGUUUAUUGCUAUUUAUUUCCUCACUUGCAUCAGAGCCAACAGGAAGCUAUGAAAUUACCAUGUUUUUUGGCAUAGUUAUACAUGUUUGGAGUGUACUGGACAGCACAUUGGCAUCUAAUUACAUUGUGAGACUUUGCAAUUAAGAUAUCUAUUUUUUUACCUACUGUUAUAUGACAGCAAAUAUAUUUCUAGAAAGUAAUGUUUACUUUGUUUUGAAAUAGUAUGUUAACAAAUAAA
Molecule: messenger RNA, 2270 nt
Organism: Melopsittacus undulatus (budgerigar)
Lineage: Eukaryota; Metazoa; Chordata; Aves; Psittaciformes; Psittaculidae
Gene: TAF1B
Product: TATA-box binding protein associated factor, RNA polymerase I subunit B
Exons: 15
Coding region: 369-1817 (482 amino acids)
Biological process (GO): nucleolar large rRNA transcription by RNA polymerase I; RNA polymerase I preinitiation complex assembly
Cellular component (GO): RNA polymerase transcription factor SL1 complex; RNA polymerase I core factor complex
Molecular function (GO): RNA polymerase I core promoter sequence-specific DNA binding
Source: RefSeq, a predicted model, not a curated record